AGGGAAGGACACUCACUCUCCCUCCUACACUGAAGUCUCCCAAAGGGAAGCCCCCCCCCUCCCCACGGCCUGCCCCCUGAUUUAUGCCACCCCCUGGUGGGGAGGGGGAGUUCAGGCUGCUCCUGAAGUCUGACCAGACCGGCAGGACCAGCUUCCGGACCCCAUCAUGCACGCGCCAGGGGCAGCCCCUCAUAGCCCGCGUGAGUUCCUUCACCCACCACCCGCGUGUCAUGCCGAAAUGAAACGGCUCCCUUCUCCCCUGGCAUUUGGGACCCGGUGGGGCCGGGCUGGGGCCUGCCAGAAGCACACAGCUCUUUGUUAAGGAAUAUUUUCAGAAGGGAAGAAUGUGCUGAAGAGGCUCGGGUGGAACACAAGUGAGUAGUCAGCUUGGUUUGUCCCAGGGCUGGGCUUUGGUCAAGCUAGAGGCCCCAGCAUCCACGCGUCUUCCCGGGUCGUGUUGGUUCCCUCCGCCCGUCCUGCCACCCUACAGCUGUCACCCUCAGGUCCAACCUGUGGGCGCCCCUGGGCUUUUGUGGUCACCCCUGUGGGCGGUUUGGAAGGAGCCGCAGGUGGCUUGGCCCUGGCACAGAGAUGAGGAAAGGAGAUCACAGAGCGGGCACGAUGGUGUGGCCAGGACUGCAGGGGUGAGGAGGAGACUGGGUCCCGCCCGCGCCAAAUCCAGAUCAGUCCAGCCCCCGCACUGCCUGUCUGGACUCCUUUGAGCGACAUUAGCCUGGAAAGCCCCAGAGAAACAAGCCCAGGCUUCUCUGUGGAUAUUCACCAGUGGACUCUGGACGGCCCUGAGAAGGAGCCCAUAUUGGCUCGGGGCGUCAACUUCUCCAUCUGGAAAAUGGGGGGGAAAGAUCCUCAGAUCCUUGCUUUGUACUGCAGGGGAGCCAAUGAGGUUAGGAUGUAGUCCUGAGUGUCCCCCUGGGUGCCAUGUGGAAGGGGCCGGUGGGGUCCAGCAGGGCAGUCAUCCAUCCAUGGGCGCUGUCAGGAUCACUGGCCGCCCUCAUCCGCUGGUUGUAAUUCGUUGGCACCUCUCUGGAUGAUGGCCAUCUCUCUGUGGCCCAGCUGCAUCUCAGGAAGCCGGCUCAGGUGGGGGUUGAGAGAUGGUCUGUUGUGGGAUUUGUGGCCACACAGAAGCCUCCCGUGGGGACGGAGGGUAGGAGGUGGACUGCUUGCUGGCAAUGCCUCUGGCCCGCGUACACCUCUGAUGCAUAGACCCGGGUAGGGAGAGGUUUGCUCUGCCCACUUGCUGAAGGGAGGGGUGGUGAAGACUCCUGAAGGUCACGAGGUACACAGGAAACAGUCUCCACCUCCCCAGGGUGGGACCUUGUGCAGAUCCAGUGGGGUCAGAAGGCUCCUCAGAAGAGGCUGGGUACGAACUCCUGGGGAAAACACGAGAAAGCUGCCAGGGAGGGCUUGUGAACAGCAUCGGUGCACUUUUACCCUCGCUUGGGAUACAGGCCUGUGUCUUUGUGUCUAUGUGCUUUGGCAGGUGCAGGGGGGCAAGGAGGAACGUGAUCUCAAUUUCCUCUUGCAAAAUAGAGGCGCUGAUUGUUCUAGGUGAAGCCCUACUGAGUAUUAGGCACCGAGUCAGCUGCUGGGGCAUGAAAGAACGUCACAUGUGGUCCCUGCCCCGCAGCUAAAGACCCUCCUGGCAUUGGGAGGCAAGAGCUGAAACCAGCGGUGUGCCCUGCGAUCAGGCCCGUGCCACAUGCUAGGCCCUGUGCCAAGCACCAUUUACAUAUUAUCUCAUUUAAUCUUCCGAACAACCUGGAGGAACCUAGAUUCCAGUGUGUGCCCUUCCCACCACGUCCUGCUGCUUGCCGUGUGGAAGCAUGAGAUGGAAUUAUGCACAGUGUGCGGCGGGAGCACAGAAAGGGUCAGAAGGGAUUCCACAGGUCAUACUGGUCCACCUCUCAGAUUUUAAUCUGAAGACAGAGCUGUGACCUGGCCCUGCUCGCAGCAGACAAGCCUGCCCACCAUGGCGAGCCCCACUCUGAGCCCCGACUCCUCAUCCCAGGAGGCCCUGUCGGCCCCCACCUGCUCCCCGACCUCUGACUCCGAGAACCUCAGCCCCGAUGAGCUGGAGCUGUUGGCCAAGCUUGAAGAGCAGAACCGGCUCCUGGAAGCCGACUCCAAGUCGAUGCGCUCCAUGAACGGCUCCCGGCGGAACAGCGGCUCCUCGCUGGUGUCCAGCUCCUCGGCCUCCUCCAACCUGAGCCACCUGGAGGAGGACACGUGGAUCCUGUGGGGCCGGAUCGCCAAUGAGUGGGAGGAGUGGAGGCGCAGGAAAGAGAAGCUGCUCAAGGAGCUGAUCCGCAAGGGCAUCCCCCACCACUUCCGGGCCAUCGUGUGGCAACUCCUGUGCAGCGCCACGGACAUGCCCGUCAAGAACCAGUACUCGGAGCUGCUCAAGAUGUCCUCGCCCUGUGAGAAGCUGAUCCGCAGGGACAUCGCCCGCACCUACCCAGAGCACGAGUUCUUCAAGGGCCAGGACAGCCUGGGCCAGGAGGUCCUCUUCAACGUCAUGAAGGCAUACUCCCUGGUGGACAGAGAGGUGGGCUACUGCCAGGGCAGCGCCUUCAUCGUGGGUCUGCUCCUCAUGCAGAUGCCCGAGGAGGAGGCCUUCUGUGUCUUCGUGCGGCUGAUGCAGGAGUACCGCCUGAGGGAGCUCUUCAAGCCCAGCAUGGCCGAGCUGGGGCUCUGCAUCUAUCAGUUUGAGUCCAUGCUACAGGAGCAGCUCCCGGAUCUGAACACCCACUUCCGCUCCCAGAGCUUCCACACAUCUAUGUAUGCCUCGUCCUGGUUCCUCACACUCUUCCUGACCACCUUCCCGCUCCCUGUUGCCACUCGUGUCUUUGACAUCUUCAUGUACGAGGGCCUGGAGAUUGUGUUCCGGGUCGGCCUCGCCCUGCUGCAGGUGAACCAGAUGGAGCUAAUGCAGCUGGACAUGGAGGGGAUGUCCCAGUACUUCCAGAGGGUGAUCCCCCACCAGUUCGACAGCUGCCCGGACAAGCUGAUCCUCAAGGCCUACCAGGUCAAGUACAACCCCAAGAAGAUGAAAAGGCUGGAGAAGGAGUACGCAGCCAUGAAGAGCAAGGAGAUGGAGGAGCAGAUCGAGAUCAAAAGGCUUCGGACGGAGAACCGGCUCCUGAAACAACGGAUUGAGACCCUGGAGAAGGAGAGCGCUGCUCUGGCUGAUAGGUUAAUCCAGGGCCAGGUGACGCGGGCGCAGGAGGCCGAGGAGAACUACGUCAUCAAGCGGGAGCUGGCAGUGGUGCGGCAGCAGUGUAGCUCAGCGGCCGAGGACCUACAGAAGGCGCGGAGCACCAUCCGGCAGCUUCAGGAGCAGCAGCCCUCUGCCUGCCCCCAGGACAACCCGCGCCUCACCGAGGACUUUGUGGCCCACCUGGAGACUGAGCUGGAGCAGUCACGGCUGCGGGAGACAGAGACGCUGGGGGCCCUGCGGGAGAUGCAGGACAAGGUUCUAGACAUGGAGAAGAGGAACAGCUCGCUGCCCGACGAGAACAACGUGGCGCGGCUGCAGGAGGAGCUGAAGGCGCUCAAGGUGCGGGAGGGCGAGGCCGUGGCCUCGGCGCGGGAGCUGAAGCUACAGCUGCAGGAGCUCUCGGACACCUGGCAGGCCCAUCUGUCCCGCGGCGGCCGCUGGAAGGAGUCCCCGCGGAAGCUGGUGCUGGGCGAGCUGCAGGACGAGCUGAUGAGCGUGCGUCUGCGCGAGGCCCAGGCUCUGGCCGAGGGGCGCGAGCUGCGGCAGCGCGUGGUGGAGCUCGAGACGCAGGACCACAUCCACCGCAACCUGCUGAACCGCGUGGAGGCGGAGCGCGCGGCGCUGCAGGAGAAGCUGCAGUACCUGGCGGCGCAGAACAAGGGGCUGCAGACGCAGCUGAGCGAAAGCCGCCGGAAGCAGGCGGAGGCCGAGUGCAAGAGCAAGGAGGAGGUGAUGGCCGUGCGCCUGCGGGAGGCGGACAGCAUGGCGGCGGUGGCCGAGAUGCGGCAGCGCAUCGCCGAGCUGGAGAUCCAGAGGGAGGAGGGCCGCAUCCAGGGCCAGCUGAACCACUCCGACUCGUCGCAGUACAUCCGCGAGCUCAAGGACCAGAUCGAGGAGCUGAAGGCCGAGGUGAGGCUGCUGAAGGGCCCGCCGCCCUUCGAGGACCCGCUGGCCUUCGACGGGCUGGGCCUGGCGCGGCACCUGGACGAGGACUCGCUGCCGUCGUCCGACGAGGAGCUGCUCGGCGUGGGCGUGGGCGCGGCGCUGCAGGACGCGCUCUACCCGCUGUCCCCGCGCGACGCGCGCUUCUUCCGCCGUCUGGAGCGGCCGGCCAAGGACAGCGAGGGCAGCUCAGACAGCGACGCCGACGAGCUGGCCGCGCCCUACAGCCAGGGCCUGGACAACUGAGGCCGAGCCCCGCGUGCUGGAGCCAGGGGGCCACCACCCGCUCCGCCGCCGCCUGGGGCCACACCUGAUAAACUCCGUGCGCUCCGUGGUCCCGCCCACCCGGGGGCUAGGCCCAGAGCGGCGCGGCGCAGAGGGUAGGGCCGCGGGCUGAGGAUCCUCAGGGUCCCCCGACAGGCCCACUCUCCACAGCAGUGUUUACCCAUCUUGGUCUGUACCCCUCCGGGUCCAGUUCCCGGGAGGGUCUGCCCCUCUUAACAGCCAGGGCAGGGGACGACCCGGAGGUCCCAGGACUGGACGCGCAGGAAGCUCCCUCCUCCCAGCAGUCCCUCUUCUGGGACACGGGUGGCCCUGCUGGGAAGGGCCCAGGGGCUAAAGGAGGCCUGAAGAAGGGGGACGGCUCUGAGCUGGACAUUACCACCCCACGAUGCCCCUGGGGACCCUUGGCGGCUGGGCACAGAUGGCCAGGCUGGCCUUUCCUGCCUGGUGCAGGCAUCAUGGCCCCUGCAGCAGAAACCAAAGUCCCCCCUACUGUGUGCAGGGCCAGCUGGGGUGUGAGCAGACAGCAGAAACCAGCCCGGGCGUGGGCAGUGACUGUCCCUGCUUCUUGGGGGCCAGAGCAGCUGCAAGGAAGUGAAGAGACCCCCCUCGCCCCAGCGCCCCCCCAUAUUCCUGUGUGAGACACUCCCAUCACCUUGUCUUGGCCAACGAUGGAGAGGCUCCCCCACCCAAGCUAGCCUGCUCUCCAAGGGGGUCCCCAGCCUCUUCAUCCCUUCCUUCCCUGUGGCCCCAGCCCCACCCUCCCCAGGGGAGGACUCUUCCCAGUGGUUACCUCCCCUCCGCUGCUCAUGGUGGUCCCGUGGUCUUUGCAGAGUCGGAGCUGAGAACGGUGCCAAAGUCCAACGAUGCCCCCAGCCCCUUGCCCCCAGGGCCUUGCGACCCUCGGGCCUGACCCUGUCGGUGCUCCUGGAGCCCGGAGCAGCAUCAAAAGCAAUCUCCCUGGCGCUUCCUGGGGUGGGGACCCAUGGUCAGUUCUCCCGUCCCGGUUGCCCACUCCUCAGUGUUACAAAAGCCUGGGGACCAGGGUGGGCGCCCACGGGGCUCUCCCACGUGCCCCCCGCACUGCCCACCACCAUUUUGCACACUGCCUGUUCACACUCCACACGUCGCCCAGGCGGGAAAGAUGGAAAAUAAAGUGUAUUUACACAGUCACAGACAA
Acinonyx jubatus (cheetah) is the source of this 5642-nucleotide messenger RNA. RefSeq names its product ecotropic viral integration site 5 like (gene EVI5L). The record is from RefSeq and is a predicted model, not a curated record. Bases 1991 to 4426 code for a protein of 811 amino acids. NCBI's taxonomy places the organism in Eukaryota, Metazoa, Chordata, Mammalia, Carnivora, Felidae. The transcript has 21 exons.